AUGCGGAUGACAAGGCAAUCAUUUGGCACAAGUCCUCUUUUUCAUGUUAUUGGUGGUGCAGCCAACGUGGAUGACAAGACUAUCAAUUGGCGCAAGCCCUCUCGUCAUUUUAUCGGUGGUGAAGCCGAUGCGGAUGACAAGAUGAUCAAUUGGCACAAGUCCUCUCUUCAUUUUAUUGGUGGUGGAGCCGAUGCGGAUGACAAGACAAUCAUUUGGAGGAAGUCCAUUCUCUAUUGGCAUGAGCUCUCUUUUCUUUUUAUUGGUGAAGCCGAUGCGGAUGCCAAGACAAUCAUUCGGCACAAGUCCUCUCUUCAUUUUAUUGGUGGUGAAGGCAACGUGGAUGAUAAGAUUAUCAUUUGGAGGAAGUCCAUUCUCGAUUGGCAAGAGCUCUCUUUUCUUUUUAUUGGUGGUGGAGCCAAUGCGGAUGCCAAGAUUAUCAUUGUGGCACAAAUUCUCUCUAUUGGCAAGAGCUCUGUGUACUUUCUUCUGGUGGUGGGGCCAAUGAAGAUGACAAAGACUAUGGACGUUGGCACGAGUUCUCUCUUUUGA
Lichtheimia ornata is the source of this 549-nucleotide messenger RNA. RefSeq lists its product as uncharacterized. The record is from RefSeq and is a predicted model, not a curated record. The transcript has a single exon. NCBI's taxonomy places the organism in Eukaryota, Fungi, Mucoromycota, Mucoromycetes, Mucorales, Lichtheimiaceae. The coding region runs from base 1 to 549 and encodes 182 amino acids.